UCGGCUUAUUUACAUCUGCCGUUGAAAUAUAUGAAUUUUGAAGUUUCACGAGUUGUGAAAGAGAAAAAAAGAGAACGAUUGAGAUCUAAAGUAUAUAUAAUAAUGGAUCUAAAGACCAAGCAAAUGAGGAAGCUACUGGAACUUCUACAACAGCAGAUAAACAAGCUGCAUUCGUUGUUAAUCAAUGUUUCUAUUAAUUCAUCCGAAAUUUUGGUUACAAAAUCAGCAAUCAUUGAACAACUGCAUUCUUUAAUUCAGAGAUUUAAGAGUUUAGCAAAUAAUGAUAAUUAUGAUCAUGAAGAAACAAACAUAAAGUUUAUUGAUACAAUGACAAAUUCAAAACAUAUUUCUCGAUUGAAGGAUAUUGAUGAGAUUAUUAAAGAUAUUAAGAACAAUGAUAUUGAUAAACAUACAACAGAUUUAUUGCUCAAUAAUUUUACAUUAGCUUUGCAAACUUUAGAAGAUUUAGAAUGUUUGCCAUUAAAACAAAGAUUUCAAGAUUGUCUGGAUUAUGUUCGAGAAAUGAGCAUAGCAAAUGAGAUUGAGGAUCUUCAAAAUAUAAAAGAACUGGGUACUUCAAUAUUGGAGGUACUUGAACCAUUACAAAAAUAUAGAAGAAGUUUAGUGUCUACUUUUUUAUCAGAAAAGCUGGCUCUAUAUUCCUCUCAACUAUGUACAUCAUUUGAGAUGCUAGUACAAUUGGCACAGGAGCAACAUCGGUUAAAUGCACCUAUUUAUGCUUGCAAGAAGUAUAUUUGUGAAAGAAUAUGCACUUGUUGUGAAAUGAUUUUGAACUUAUUGAAUGGUGCCAAUCCAUUAUUGGAAGAGGAAGCUUACGAGAAGGAGAAUCAUUUUGUCUAUAGAAUGGAUUUAGCAUUAGACAUUAUAUUAGAAAUGUCAAGCAAGACACAUCAGGAGCAAUUAUCUGAAUGUGCAGAACUAUGGUUGAGACUGGAAGAUGUUUUUUCUCAUGCUAUGGCAAUUACCCAAGUGUGUCAAUUGUACAAUUUUGAAGCCAUAACUGGAUCAUGUCAGUCUAUAGUAACGGAAUAUGAGAAAUUAAAGCAGCAAUUACUAUCGGAAACACCAGAUCCAGCGUUAAAUAACUUGUUCAUGCACACCUUGACCGAUGCUCUUUAUCGUUUAGAACGUAAAGUCAAUAUAGCAGUAUUGACACUCGCGAUGGAGGUGUUUAGCAAUCCUUAUGCAGCUUUGAGGAAACUCGUUAUGACAUGCGGAAAUUCGUUAAGCGCAAAAACAAGAUCCAAAAAUGAUCUAAAAAAUCUUAUAGAAGAUUUUGAUCAGCUUUUUGAUCAAACUAUGCAAAUUGGAAUAUUUGCUAUUGCUUGUUGCAAGGACAUGAAUCGUAAUAAUAAAAUUCGCAAUUGCCUCGCCGGAUUCGAAUCCUUAGAGACGGAAUUAAUUUCUGCCAUAACUUCCUUCUACUUGCAUCCAGAUAAUAAAGAAAUGCGUUCUAGUGUCAAACUAUUGACUACACAGUGGCAACGAGAAAUGAACAAAUUUCAAACUGCUGUAAACUUUAUUAUAAAUUCAGCUGCCUUUUGUGAAAUAGUUAUGGACAGUCUUCAAGAACGUAUAACGGCAAUUUCGGACUACCUAGAUAACAGACAACCAGUAAAACAACUUCAGGUACAAGGCAUUGUUCAACGUGCUUCGGCUUUAUCGAGUCAAGUAACAACUAUUAUAAAUGAUAUUGGCAUUGAGAAUAUUGAUCGUCAUACAAUAAUGAUGACAAGAGAAUUAAAAGCAGCUAUAUUUGAAGCCAAUAAAGCUGCCAAGACUCUCCUGAUUGAAAAUGCCACAGAGCCUCAGCAAUUGCGAGUGAUAAAACGGUGCGAAUUAAUAUUGAAUGUAGUUCAAAGAUUACAACCUGCUCUAUCCAUGAUCAUGAACAGUACUAUACAAGAAAAAUCUGUAAGAACUCAAGGAGAUUCUAGUCGAGGUAUUAUUUCAAAUACUAUCAAUUUUCCAUCCACAAUUUAUGGUUUGCCGCACGAUGAAAAUAAUACAGUUUAUAUCAGAACACCCUACACAGUAAAAGCGUAUAAAUCGCAGGUGUCCAUUCAACCAGCAAAUAGCAUAAUGCAAAAAUCAUCGGGUUUAUCAUACUUGAUACCCUAUAUAAAAAAUGGUCGUAUUUUGCGCAGCGAGCAUUCCAUCAUGUAUAAUACACCGCAUAAAAAUAAAGAUACAAUGGAGUCAAUUGUUAAGAGCGAUAUAUCUCUUAGGAAUUUAUCUAGUAUUAGACAACAUCUUUUUAGUAGAGAUAGUUUUAAAGUUCACACUAACAUUGAUAUAUCUGAAGAUAGUAUGGAUUUAACAGCUGUCUUAGAGAAGAUUACUUUGCUAUCUUCAUCAGGACAUGCAACAUUUUCAUCUUGCAAAUCCUUAAAAGUACAGAAUGUAUCUUCUGAAAGUGCAAAUAAAGAAAUUGUUUCUAACACAAUCGCAGAAAAAUUAUCUGGAACUGUUAAACAAGAAACAGAAAAUUGUGCAAAUAAAUCUACGAUAACAGAGAAGGUGGGUGAUUGUACCAUAUCUGGUGGCGGUGAUGCAUCUUUGGUCAUGAAGACCUGUCAAAAGCUUAAUAAUGUUCAACUUUCAAGUAAUAAGAUUCAAAAAUCGACAUUAGAAAAACACGAAUUAUGAAAAAAGAAUAUUUUGGAACAUUAGACAUUAAUGUAAUUUUUGUUAAUUAUAAAGAGUAUUUAAGUAUUAUUAUAAUAUUAUAACAUGUAAUUUGUAUUAACAUGUAAUUAAGCAUGAUAAAGUGAACAUGAAUAUUGUAAUGUCAAUUUCAAUAUAUGAUGACUAAAUCUAACAAAAUUUAAAUUGAAAAUUGUAUAAAUGUUGAAUUUUAUAAAAAUUUAAUUGUGUUUAUAUGUG
This is a messenger RNA of Cataglyphis hispanica, 2907 nucleotides long. RefSeq lists its product as uncharacterized. The transcript has 12 exons. Lineage: Eukaryota; Metazoa; Arthropoda; Insecta; Hymenoptera; Formicidae. Gene Ontology annotation, cellular component: adherens junction; cytoplasm; catenin complex. Gene Ontology annotation, biological process: cellularization; cell-cell adhesion; cell migration. Bases 31 to 2670 code for a protein of 879 amino acids. Gene Ontology annotation, molecular function: actin filament binding; beta-catenin binding. The record is from RefSeq and is a predicted model, not a curated record.